Molecule: messenger RNA, 1032 nt
Organism: Xylona heveae TC161
Lineage: Eukaryota; Fungi; Ascomycota; Xylonomycetes; Xylonales; Xylonaceae
Product: 2-dehydropantoate 2-reductase family protein
Exons: 3
Coding region: 1-1032 (343 amino acids)
Biological process (GO): pantothenate biosynthetic process
Cellular component (GO): cytoplasm
Molecular function (GO): 2-dehydropantoate 2-reductase activity
Source: RefSeq, a predicted model, not a curated record
AUGGCUGAGAAAGCAAGCGUUCUGCUGAUAGGCAGCGGAGGUGUUGGUACAAUUGCUGCUGUGAAUUUGGAACGUGGAGGGUUGGCUUCAGUGACAGCGGUUCUGCGCUCCAAUUACAAUAUUGUUAAAGAAUCCGGCUUCGACAUUCAGUCCUGCGACCAUGGACAUUUGGAAGGCUGGCGCCCAAGCAAAAUAAUCAACAGGAUACCAGACGUGGCAAAGGAGAAUCUCCGCCCAUUCGAUUACAUUAUUUGCACGACGAAGAACCUCCCUGAUAUUCCGCCCACUGUUACCGAUCUGAUCAGACCAGCCGUCACCCCCGGCCAUACUGCCGUCGUUCUCAUCCAGAACGGACUUAAUAUCGAGAAGCCCCUCCUUGCCGCAUUCCCACAAAAUGUGAUUUUGUCUGGCGUCAGCCUGAUUGGCUCCAAGGAGCCCACUCCAGCGAAGAUUCUGCACGAAUUUGAAGAUCAAUUGUUAGUUGGGGCUUUCAACAACCCGCAGCUCGAUUCUGAGCACCAACAAAGUGUUGCCCGGAAGUUUGUAGAAAUAUACUCGGCAGGAGGGAAGACCAAAUGCGAAUAUCAGGCAAAGGUGGGCUGGUACAGAUGGCGGAAGCUAGUGUACAAUGCUUGCUUGAACCCAAUCUGUGCCAUUACAGGGUUAGACACUGGGCGUAUUCGAUUGGCCGAUGGUGCCAUUGCUGGACUUCUCUACCCAGCAAUGGAAGAAAUUCGUGCCGCUGCAAAGGCGGCUGGACAUGUUUUACCUGAUGAUAUAGCACACCAAAUGCUCACUAUUGAGCCGGUAGAAUUAUAUCUAUCGCCAAGUAUGCUGGUGGAUUCCCGCAAGGGAAACUUCAUUGAGGUCGAAACCAUCCUCGGCGAGCCGUUGAGAGAGGGAAGAGCACUUGGGGUUCCUAUGCCAACCCUGUCCGUGCUCUAUGAGCUUGGCCGUGCGAUACAGUGGGGAAGGAAGGAAAGUCGAGGCAUGGUCUCGAUUCCGCCAAAGCAGGUCCCUGGCGAUGUUUGA